CAAUUUCGCUACAACACAUUUAAAACGACUAAACAAUCCCCUGUUUCACUUUCCGUUUAUUGUUAUUGAAUCGAGCCGCUCGUGUUAACCGGAUACGGCACCGGACGUGACGUUUUUCGUCAGUUGACGCCAUAUUGCCCUCAGCUGGAGGAACUCGGGAGGGUUCUUGAGAGAAAUAAAAAAAAAACAUACGGACAGCAUAUCCCUCUCCGACCUACGACGUAUGGAUGCAAUGGCAAGCCCGGGCAAAGACAACUAUCGAAUGAAGAGCUACAAGAAUAAAGCUCUGAACCCUCAGGAAAUGCGGAGACGGAGAGAGGAGGAGGGAACACAGUUACGCAAACAGAAGAGAGAGGAGCAGAUGUUCAAGAGGAGGAAUGUGUCUAUACCACCUGGUGACGAAUCCAUGCUUGAAGGCCCUUGUCAGGACCGUGACAUCAGCUCCACUGUACCUGUAUCAGGUGAAGGAGUUAUAACCCAAGAUAUGAUUCAGAUGAUUUUCUCUGAGGACUCAGACCAGCAACUAAUAGCCACUCAGAAGUUCAGGAAGUUACUUUCUAAAGAGCCCAAUCCUCCCAUUGAUGAGGUCAUCCAGACACCUGGUGUCAUCAACAGAUUUGUUGAAUUCUUAAAAAGACAUGAUAACUGCACCCUGCAGUUUGAAGCAGCCUGGGCCCUGACCAACAUUGCUUCAGGGACCUUCUUCCACACCAAGGUGGUCAUUGAGACGGGGGCCGUGCCUAUCUUCAUAGAGCUGCUCAACUCUGAGUAUGAGGAUGUGCAAGAGCAGGCAGUGUGGGCGUUAGGGAAUAUUGCUGGAGAUAAUGCUGAAUGCAGAGACUACGUACUCAACUGUGGGAUCUUACCUUCUCUUCAGCAGUUGCUUGCAAAAUCAAAUCGACUCACUACCACACGGAACGCUGUGUGGGCACUGUCCAAUCUGUGCAGAGGGAAAAAUCCCCCUCCAGACUUCAUAAAGGUGUCGCCCUGUCUGAGCGUGCUGUCUAGAUUGCUCUUCAACAGUGAUCCUGAUGUUCUCGCAGAUGCCUGCUGGGCACUUUCAUAUCUCUCAGACGGACCCAAUGACAAAAUCCAGACAGUCAUUGACUCAGGCGUGUGCCGCAGACUAGUGGAGCUGCUCAUGCACAGUGAUUACAAGGUGGUGUCCCCUGCACUGAGAGCUGUCGGGAAUAUUGUAACAGGAGACGAUAUCCAGACCCAGGUGAUUCUGAACUGCUCUGCUCUGCCCUGCCUGCUCCAUUUACUCAGCAGUCCAAAGGAGUCCAUCAAGAAAGAGGCCUGCUGGACUGUCUCCAACAUCACAGCGGGAAACCGAGCACAAAUUCAGGCGGUGAUUGAUGCCAACAUAUUCCCAGUUCUAAUCGAGAUUUUGCAGAAGGCUGAGUUCCGCACCAGAAAGGAGGCAGCUUGGGGAAUAACCAAUGCCACCUCUGGGGGCACACCAGAGCAGAUCAGGUACCUGGUAUCUCUUAAAACAAUAAAGCCCAUGUGUGACCUGCUGACGGUAAUGGACUCCAAGAUAGUACAAGUGGCUCUGAAUGGCCUGGAGAAUAUCCUCAGACUGGGAGAACAGGAGUCCAAACAGAAUGGAACAGGAAUCAACCCCUACUGCGCCCUCAUUGAAGAGGCUUAUGGCUUGGACAAGAUCGAGUUCCUGCAGAGCCAUGAAAACCAGGAGAUUUACCAGAAGGCCUUUGACCUGAUUGAGCACUACUUUGGAGUGGAGGAGGAGGAUGCCAGCAUUGCGCCACAGGUGGAUCAAAAUCAGGGGCAGUUUAUUUUCCAGCAGUCUGAAGGACCAAUGGAGGGCUUCCAGCUCUGACCCUUAUCCUGAGCUACUGGACAAGCGUCAGGCCUCAAUUCCUCUAUCCUGCCUGGAGUCUCCUCUCCCUCUCUGUAGGGCAGGACCUCAGCUCUAGCCUUGCAGGCUCCUACAACUGCCCCCCCACUAUCCACAAAUUCUUCCAUUUCCAUCCUGCCCAUCUUCCAAGCUUUGUCGAAGAAAGGAUCUGUGAGAGAGACUGAGGAGGGCAAAUCUCAGAGUCUGUAGUUUAUAUACAGACUUCCAAGAAGCAUUUAGAGCUUCUUAUGAUUGUUAGACAUUGGCACCGGUGUCCUGUAAAUUCAGCUUUACUCCAUGUCCCUUCAGAAAUGUGAAACUACCUCUUCAAUCAGAUAAACGAAGUGUGUGAAAAACACCCAGCCUUUAGCUCUGGCAGUUCUCUUCUCUUGUGAAGUAAAUGCUUCUAUGCAAAUGGAUAUGUAUUUUUGGUGUGUCAAAAUUCACAAUGUGUAAUGUAGUGUUUGGCCAGACAGUGAAACUAAUGUAUUUGCGUUGAUAGGUUUGCAUUGGACAAAUUCCCUUACUUUGUGUGGCACCACACUCACCGUUUAUGUCAUGCCAUGUUUGUUCACAAACAUGCGUAUAUCCUGAGGGUAUGUCUAGCCUAGUACACUAUUUAUUUUAAUGUUAUGUUAACUAGAAUUGUGGUGAUGCACAGAGCCUGAGAGAUUCAGAGCCGUAUUUAUUGUGCUGUUUGGAGGAACUGGUGUAAAGGUUCCGGUUGUUCGGAGACUAAGGCACAGCGCCACCUCGGCACCCACUUUGUUAAUGCUGUUCAAGCAUUCUGGAAACUGUUGUAUGCAAUUAUUUAAGUGUGGUCUCGUGAUCACCAAGAUGCAGUUUGUUGCCAUAGAUUCUUUUCAAUGGGCUGUUCCUCACCUAACAUUUUUGCCGCUGACUGGCUUUGAUUUGUUAAUUUUCACAUGUUAAAAAUAAAUGUGUGUGUGUGUGUGU
Molecule: messenger RNA, 2818 nt
Organism: Xyrauchen texanus (razorback sucker)
Lineage: Eukaryota; Metazoa; Chordata; Actinopteri; Cypriniformes; Catostomidae
Product: importin subunit alpha-6-like
Exons: 14
Coding region: 224-1843 (539 amino acids)
Biological process (GO): NLS-bearing protein import into nucleus
Cellular component (GO): cytoplasm; nucleus; nucleoplasm
Molecular function (GO): nuclear import signal receptor activity; protein binding
Source: RefSeq, a predicted model, not a curated record